Messenger RNA from Physcomitrium patens, 3124 nucleotides. RefSeq lists its product as uncharacterized. Lineage: Eukaryota; Viridiplantae; Streptophyta; Bryopsida; Funariales; Funariaceae. The record is from RefSeq and is a predicted model, not a curated record. Gene Ontology annotation, biological process: regulation of DNA-templated transcription. Gene Ontology annotation, molecular function: DNA binding; DNA-binding transcription factor activity.
AAAUGCAUUUGUGAAUCUCGAAAAUUUAACAUUACAAAUUGCCCGGUCCUGGGUCUGGGAAACCCUGCGAGAGUAGGGUGUAGACGUAAAGGCUUCUUGAAGCUUCUAGAGUAGUGUGGGGCAAAUCGAAGAUAGGAAUUAAGCACAAUUACGAGAGAAAAAUUCCUUCGGGGACCACAACACAUGUUGAUUGAUUAGCAAGUUACCAAAAUUCUCGGCGAGCCAAGGAGGAUACGACGCAGUUCUGGAUUGUUUACUAGGUUCGCUGCCUUCGAUGGAAACUGGCUCAUCUGCUAGUGGCAGCGUUAUCCGAUUUAGUAGCAAUCCUUGGCACAGUUGGCAUGAUGCAUAAGGAAUGCAACAUACAGUUGGGAGCGAGAUCGACGUUGCCCACCUGCAGAUUGCAUUUAGAGUGUAGCUUUUGGAUUCCGCCCUGAAAUAAUUCCUUGCAACUGCAGGAAGGGAUAGAUUUUGGGGGUGCCAGCUGCUCUAGAUUCCUCGACGUCGGAUCGGGUAAAAGUGUGGGAGUGUAGGAGGGUCGUCGGCAGUUUUCUUCUUGGUACUUCAGGCCUUGGGCUGGGCCGGGCUGUGCUAGCUUGUUGGUGAUUCUAGCAGAAAUCGAAAUGACUGAAAUCGCAAUGGAUACGGUUAGACAGCAGCAGCAGCAGCCGCCGAGCGAAACGUCGUCUUGUCAACCUGUCGUUGACAGACAGGAGAAGGCUGGAGAACAAGCUGCACUGCUGGUGACUGAGCAGUUGGAGGCAGAGCAUGAUCAUGUGGAUGCGAGCUCAGAGACGAAUAGUAGCGCCUCGGACGUGGACUCGAAGUCUGGUGCUGUAACUGUGGACGCUAAGGCGAGAGGGAGGAAGAAAAGGGGGGCUGCGGGGUCUUCGUCUUCCGGGACUGGUGGUGGGCAGGAGCGAGUGCGCAAAAGGCGAGGGGGUCCAGAGAAUGGGUUACAUCAGUAUCGAGGAGUGAGGCAGCGGCAGUGGGGUCGAUGGGUUGCUGAGAUUCGAGAGCCGAGAUUGAGGACGCGAAUGUGGUUAGGGACAUUUAGUACCGCUUUGGAGGCUGCUAGAGCUUAUGAUGAAGCAGCUCUUGUUUACCACGGUCCUGGAGCGAGGCUCAACCUUCCACAUGAGACGUAUCAGAAGCCAGAAAAUAUUGCUCCUUUAGGUACUCACGGCGUGGAAUACCAUUUUGCACAUAUGAAUUCGAACAAAAUUAUGGGUCCAGGUGCUGCUACUGUCGCGCUCAUGGGUAAUGAUGGAGGGAAGACGGAUAAUUAUGGCAUGAGAGUUGUUGACACGCCGCUCUCACGUCGAUCGUCGUCCUGCAGCGUGGAGAGCAUUGGGCUUCCUGCUGGGUGCAAUUUCAAUCAUGAUCCUCAGUGGUGGACUUCUAGUGGAAGCACCAGUCUCAACUCCACACUCCGAGCAAUUCCAAGUUUUGCCAACGCACCUCCCACUGCGUCGUCAUGCAACGAUGGGUCUGAGCGAUUCUACCUCUCCCAGGGUCCUAUAAAUUUACAAACAAGACCAAACUCAUGCGAAUUGCCCCCCGAUCGGCAGCAGCGUCGGCAAAACUUUGCAGUCCCUCUGGAGAUGUGUGCAGGACUGUUCCAGAGCAAAUACACUGGAUCUUUGGGCCUUCGCUCUCCUAACAUUCAUUGUGAACUUGGUGCAGAUUGUCCUUACGCAGAUAGGCCGGGAAGAGGCCUGCACGAGAACGGCAUUCACAAUCCGUCCACCGUGACGUAUGCGAAAAGUAGCACUGAUCAGACCGACACUCCGUUUCAGACUGAUCAGUACCAGCCAACUAAUGAGCCUGCUCGCGAUACGUCUAGAGAAAUGGGCCCUGCUUUUACAGCAACACCACAGUGCCCUGACCAGCCUGUGACGGCACUUGUACCUCCCAAGGAAACGAACACGUUCACUGCACCUCCUGUAAGCGACGACACAUGCCAAGACUGCUCGAGUCUCGAAGUAGCCAAGAAAUUCGAGUACUCAAUUUCGGAGGGAUCUGCUGAAAAUUCUUUUGCGACCGAGUUCGGCAGCUUUGAUUUCGAGCCUGAGACAUUUCAGUCGAUAACCAGCUCGGUUGAAUCCGAGCACGAUAAAAUGCUGAGCAGCAUAACUGCGGCUAGUUCGUUCACGGACCAAGGCCCGCCAGUUUCAUCCGAAACAUCUCCAGCCAUUCUACGAGGAAUGGAUGUCAUUGAUGAAGGCUCGCCCAGCUCAUUCUGGCGUGAUAGCAGCACUUCGAGCCACCGGUCACUGGAUGCACCCGACGCAUAUGCAUGGAACAACAUACAAGAGCAGCGUUUUCUACUGAAGCCAUGCCCAGAUUUCGACGAUAUGAAUGGCUGUUGGGACGAUGUGGCAAGUCCGAUACUCGCCCCGCCGCCGCCCCUACUCGAUCUCCCAGACCUUCCGAACUUAUCAUUCGACACUCUGACGGAUGUUUUUUGUUCCACACCAAAGGUCGCCGACGUUGACAAGGCAACUAACAUCCGGGACUUGUAGACAACAACGAAAAAUUUAGCUUCCAACAUUUUUGCUUUUUUCCCUUGAUCGUUCUGUUACACUAGAACAUUAGAUUCUUCUCGUAAUACCUUAUGUAGAAAGAGCCUGAGGUACAUUCAAUGCUCACAUAUCCAUUGUAGCAGUCACGCUGAGACAGUGCACGUUAGCACAUGCCUUUCGAUUCUUCCAAAUUUUUUUCCAGCUGCAGAUAUCCGUAGAUGCCUGACAGUUUGUUGCGGGGAGGGAAAGGAACUGGCAAGGACUUACAUCCCAUUAGCAAGAGGUAUUGUAGAAAGAAACGGAUUGACAGGGGUAAGUCUAUUCCAGCGGGUGUGGGAGUGAUCUCGUUGACACCCACAUCGGAGAUAUCAGAGAAAGGAAAAGAGUUUCUUCCUCAUCUUGCUGAGAUUAGUUUUGUAGUUUUGUAGUUUUGUAGUUUAGGAAGGCAGUUUACUUUGCCCUUCUAUUUGUUACUAAGUUCUAGAUCAAUUUAACGCGUUGCCCUUUGAGCCGGUUACCUGGUCAACGAUGUGGUACAAUUUCUUGUCACUCAGUCCACACAAUACGACAAGUCAUCUCUGCUCAGGAUGAUUAACUCA